GUCUUGGGACCGUUCCUUGUUUAACCUGCGACAACGAGGACGACUCCGAAGGUUGCGAUGCCUCUUCUCCCUUCUCUUCCGCUAUUUCCCUCUUUAAUUAGCAUGCAUCUACAAAAACACUACUUCUCCCUCUCCGUUACGCUUUCUCCCUCGUCUCCUCCUCCCCCCCUCCCUCUCUCCUUCCUUCCUCCUCUUUUCUCUCUCCAUCAUCGCCUGAGAAAGGGAGAGAGAUAGGGAGCGGUAGAGAGAAGAGAACGAGGCGGAGGCAGGAGCGAGGGCGGAGAGAUGCUGCAGAGGGCGGCGAGCAAUUCCUACUCGUGGUGGUGGGCGAGCCACAUCCGAACGAAGCAGUCCAAAUGGCUCGACAACAGCCUCCAAGAUAUGGAUAAUGUAGUUAAAGCAAUGCUCAAGCUCAUUGACGCAGAUGCUGAUUCCUUUGCUAAGAGAGCAGAAUUGUACUUCAAAAGAAGACCAGAGUUGAUAAAUUUUGUGGAAGAUGCGCACCGGGCAUUCAGGGCAUUGGCUGAACGAUACGACCAUAUAUCAGGAGAAUUACACAAGGCCAACCACACCAUAGUGACUGCUUGCCCCGAUCAAGUUCAGUAUGCCAUGCUAGAGGAGUAUGAUGAUAGUCUUCCUAAAGCAAUUAUCCCAAUUGAUCCAAGUAAAAUUAACAAGGCACUAGUGGAGGGAUUAAUAAACAAAAAAAGAGAGAGUGAAUCAUCCAUGAAUAAACAACAUAAAAAGAGUGUGCCAAAGAUAAGUUUAGAAGCGGCCCAAGGAGAGAUAAGUAGGCUUCAGAAAGAGAUAUUAGUUCUACAGACUGAAAAAGAAUUCAUCAAGAAUUCUUAUGAAAGUGGGAUAGCCAAGCACUGGGAGAUUGAAAAGCAAAUAAUAGAGAUGCAAGAAAAAGUUUGUGGCUUGCAAGAUGAGUUUAGUACCACCACAGUCAUUGAGGACCAUGAGGCACUUUCUUUGAUGACAGCUACAGCUCUUAAGUCUUGUGAGGAUUCCAUGGUUAACUUGCAGGAACUAAGAAAGAAAUCCCAUGAACAAGCAAAAGUAGAAUCUGAAAGAAUUAAGGUUGCUUACGGAAAGCUGAAGUCUCUCCAAGGUGAGAAUUGCCAAUCAAAUGUGGAAGAUACAGACAUUUGUGGCAAAGACACACAUAUGAGUUUGGCUGCUGUAAAUAUUGAGGAAGAUGCUCUAAGCAAGGCAAGGCUUGAUUUACAGUCCAUAGGUGAAAAAAUUAAGAUAUAUUUUGAGAUGAGUCCUGAAAGUUCUGUGAAUGAAAUUGCAGAGAAGAUUGAUGAACUUGUAAAUAAGGUUAGCACGCUGGAUAUGACAGUGUCAUCACAAUCUGUGCAAAUCAAUCGUUUGGCUUCUGAAAACAAUGAGCUUGAAAAAUCCCUUCACAAAUUGGAAGAGGAGAAAACAUCUCUGAUCAAUGACUCAAAUGCAUUGUCUAAAAAGCUGAAGGAAGCUGAAGAGGAGUUAAACAGAGUUCGAGCAAUUGAGAAAAUUGUUCAUAGUGGAGAAACCAGUUUCAGCCAAAAAUUUACUGAAACCUGUUGUAGUCUCAGCAAUAUUUCAGAGAAGCUGCAGAAUUUUAAACCUCUGGAAAAUGGUUGCACGACAGAUACAUCCGUAGAGGAAGAAUCUUCCACAUGUCACAUUGAAACAGGUAAACUCCAUCAAGUCAAAGUGAUAACUGAAAUCAAUGAUAUCAAGGUAGAUUUGGAAGAGGAAAUUAAUGCAACUCAAGGACUUGAACGUUGUAAGGAAGAUGCAUCACAUAAUAGGGCUAGUUCUCAUCUCAAGGAUGCUUCAGAAAAGAUUGAGGACCCAAAGGGAACAAAGGACCUGGAGGAGAAAGGUUCGUCACAAAUUUAUUCUAGCAUUCAUCUAACUAAAACUUUACAAAUCCUUCUGGAUGAUCACACUCGGAGCCUAGAGCAAGCAAUUUCUAGUGGUUUAGAAGGUGAAAAAGAGGGUACACAUGCCGAGUACACAUCGGUUUUGCAAAAUUAUGAAAUAGAGAAGAGAAGUGAUGAAGAUAAUGAAGAAACAAUGGCUUUGAUAUCAGAACUGAAGAAUACCAUCAUAACGAAAGAUUAUGAGAUCCAAAGGCUGAGACAACUUCUAUCCUCUAUGAAGACAAGUUCUAAUGUCACUAUAGAUUCUUGGCAUGGUCAACAAAAGGCUGAAAGCACAUCCAUUGAAUCUUUAGUUGUCACGAAGAACUAUGAACCACAAGAUUCUACGAUAACUGAAGAUCGAAACCUAUCAUGUACUAAAACGGAGUCACUUGCCGAGUGUAUGGAAAAAGAAAAUUCCUUUACACAAAUCACUUAUGCAAAUAACAUGAACGAGUCAGAUUGGGUUUCACCUAUUGCAGAAAAGCUCAGGAGAGAUAUUGACACUUUGGUCGAGGGAAAUUUAGAAUUUUGGCUUAGAUUCAGUUCAUCGUUCCAUCACAUACAGGACUUCAAAUCCAAAUAUAAUGAUCUACAAGCUGAGAUCAAUGAUCUCAAUAAAAAGAAGACAUCAGGAGUGGAGGCUAGUCCCGAAUCAAAACUGGUAAUCUCAAAGCUAAGGGAAUUAAAAACUGAAGUCCUUGUUUGGUUGGAACAUAGUGCACUUUUAAGAGGGGAGCUGCAAAGUAGGAUCUCAGGUCUUUCUGAAUUGCAAAAAGAGAUAUCCAGUGCCAUCAACACAAAACCUGAAUCUGAAGAAGUUUUCUUCACUCCGUAUGAGGCUGCAACGUUGUAUGGUGAGGUUAUGAACAUGAAACGGGAGUUUACUAAGGCUGAAUUUGAGCUACAAUUAGGGAGAGAGCAAGUUAGGAAGCUUCAAGCUGAAAUUGAUGGUCAAUUAACUAAGUUGUGUGGGAAGUUCGAAUCAUUUCCAUCAGGCACCCUUCAUGCUCACUUGGAUAAUUCUCCAAGAGCUACAAUACCCUUGCGUGUUUUUCUUUUUGGUGGUGCGAAGCCUAAAAAGCCAUCCUUCUUUCAACGCAUACAGCCAGUGUUCCAGAAACAAAACAGUAAGGAUAGAACUGAACGUCGGUCUAAACACAAUCUGCAGGCUGACAAGUAGCUCAUUGCUAGUUGGAUGAUAAACACAUUCUGCAGCUUAACAAGAAGUUCAUUUGUAGUUGGAUGAUAAUAACUACUACUAUUACGAUGAGGGCACGUCUAAACAUCUUCUGCAUCCUGACAAAUAGCCUUCUGCUUGGAUGGUAUCUAUGGUUUGUCUCAGUUGCAUCUUAUUCCUACAUUGGAACAACUUCCGUUAGCAAGUUUGAUUGGCUGGCUUUGGAUUUAUUCUUCUUGGUGAAAGAAGUUGAGUUUUGAGUUUCAUGUUUUAGACACCAAUUAGGCACCCCCAAAAUUACCUCAUCUGCUUUAUUAUUUAAUGCCUGGAUUCUUUUGCCUGCUUGUAAAUUAUAUUAAAAAAAAAACUCAAGAAGUUAUUCCUUCUCCCCAUGUCUUUACCAAGAACUUUGUACUGAAUAUAACUAAUAUUGUAUUUAAUACUGCAAUUUGAACUCA
Zingiber officinale is the source of this 3554-nucleotide messenger RNA. RefSeq names its product protein NETWORKED 2A-like. Lineage: Eukaryota; Viridiplantae; Streptophyta; Magnoliopsida; Zingiberales; Zingiberaceae. Bases 286 to 3099 code for a protein of 937 amino acids. The transcript has 3 exons. Gene Ontology annotation, molecular function: actin binding. The record is from RefSeq and is a predicted model, not a curated record.